CAUCCUCCCAUCCUCUUCUACAAUGAUCCCUCUGCCAGGCGCCGGGCGGCGCGGCGACAUUGCCGUCGAUCGUGCUCGCGCCGCCGCAGCCGCAGCCGCGUCAGCAAGCAGCAGCCCACCGCUCGACUCCUACGCUGCGCACGCGCACGCACAGCUCGACGCUCUCGCAUCAGGCAUCGGCCUCUCCUCGCAGCAACAGGCAGCGCAACAACAGCAACUUUCUCGGCGCUCGCGCUCUCCACCUGCCUCAUCGGCACACGCCUCCUCCUCUCGCCUACCCACCACCUUGCCCUCCUCGGGCAUCUUUGUGCCUCGCACCUCUCGCACCUCGGCCGGCGUACGCAAGCCUCUCUCGCGCUGCUCCGAAUCUGAGCUCGAGGGCAUCUCCGAGCGCGCAGACUCCCUCCUACGCUCUGCUGCCGUGCGCGAAAAGCUUGCGCCUGCAGAAUUGGAGCGAUUGCGGAGAGAUGGCGAAGAGGCAAGAAGGAGAUUGGAGGACAUCAGGAGAACGAAGGAGGAGGAGAAGGGCAGGAGGGAAGAGGUACGACUGGUCGGCAGAAUGGAGGAGCUGGAGCUGCGAGAGGAGAGCGCAAGUCCAAGGCUCACGAACUCGCCAGCGAUGCUGUAUGGACGAAGCCCGACGAGCAACUACGCGCUGGGCUCAAGUCCGACACACACGACCGAGGCUCGCCGCUUCGUGCGCGAGCGGGAACAGUCGCCAACGCCAGGUCGAGUCCAGCUUCUCUCCUUCCAGCAAGCCUCCGCGCUCGAGCGGCAUACCUACGAAGUCCAAGCUGCCGUCGAACGUCAACGCAUCGAGGCUGCGACGCAACGCGCGCUCGCCAGGAUGGGCAUCAAGGAUGACGACGCUCCUUCUGCCUUGCCCGGGAACGCGACGGCGGCGGCGCGUGAGAGGCAAAGAGACGAGAGGGAGAGGAGAGAACAACAGCAGGCGGAGGAAGAACAGGAGGAAGAGAGGGAGGAGAUGGAGGGUGAGGGAGAGGAGUACGCAGAGGAGGAGUGGGCCAGAGGCAUCGAAAUUUGAGCCUUGUUGGCGCCCGCCAUCCUUUGCUUUGUGCGUGAGAGAGGUGGGACCGCUGAGCGUGCAGUUCCGUGUGAGACUGGGAGAGUUCGGCUCUCGUCUGUCUCUUCAGGCAACACAUCACCCGUCUUCUACUACGCCUCGCUGCGGUCCUCCUCAUCGAUGCUAUCGAACGUCUUUCUAUUUCGUG
This is a messenger RNA of Tilletiopsis washingtonensis, 1232 nucleotides long. RefSeq lists its product as hypothetical. The transcript has 2 exons. The coding region runs from base 23 to 1045 and encodes 340 amino acids. The record is from RefSeq and is a predicted model, not a curated record. Lineage: Eukaryota; Fungi; Basidiomycota; Exobasidiomycetes; Entylomatales.